Molecule: messenger RNA, 1772 nt
Organism: Nasonia vitripennis (jewel wasp)
Lineage: Eukaryota; Metazoa; Arthropoda; Insecta; Hymenoptera; Pteromalidae
Gene: Bmcp
Product: mitochondrial uncoupling protein Bmcp
Exons: 8
Coding region: 222-1106 (294 amino acids)
Biological process (GO): transmembrane transport
Source: RefSeq, a predicted model, not a curated record
GCGACAUCUGUCGGCGAUAUAGGUUAUGUUAUAAAUUGGCAGCGUGCAAAUUUCGAGCUAUACGAGGUAUAAAGCGUCAAGUUUAUAAUAGUUUGCAAACUGAUAUUCAAAUUUGUCACAAGUGCGGAGUAGCUGAAUUGCUUAUAAAAAGUUUAUCCUCUGGAACUGUGACUAGUGAGAGACAUUCAACACUUGAUGAAUUAAGAGACCGAGUGUUUGGAAUGGGAGAACCAAGUAUUAGUGAUUGGAGACCGUUCAUAUAUGGAGGCUUGGCAUCGAUUGUUGCUGAAUUGGGUACAUUCCCACUGGAUACAACAAAAACAAGGUUACAAAUUCAAGGACAAAAAAAUGAUAUAAGACACUCAACUUUAAAAUACUCUGGUAUGAUUGAUGCUUUAAUUCAAAUUUCUAAACAGGAAGGAGUUAAGGCAUUAUAUUCUGGGAUCAGUUCAGCAAUUUUGAGACAAGCAACUUAUGGCACAAUUAAAUUCGGAACUUAUUACUCCCUCAAACAGAGUGCUACAGAUAGAUGGGGAACUGAUGAUCUAGUAUUAAUAAACAUUGUAUGUGCAGCAGUAGCUGGAGCCAUAUCAAGUGCAAUAGCAAAUCCAACGGAUGUUGUAAAAGUACGCAUGCAAGUUGGUCUUGAAGCCAAUUUGACUUUAAUGGGAUGCUUCCAAGAUGUUUAUCACCAUGAGGGUGUGCGAGGUUUGUGGAGGGGGGUUGGUCCAACUGCUCAAAGAGCUGCUGUCAUUGCAGCAGUUGAAUUACCAAUAUAUGAUUUCAGUAAAAAAGAGCUGAUACCAUAUAUAGGAGAUAGUAUAUCUAAUCAUUUCAUAUCAAGUUUUAUUGCUAGCAUGGGAAGUGCUGUAUCAUCUACACCAAUUGAUGUUGUUAGGACUCGCCUGAUGAAUCAAAGGAGGAUACGUACUGUUGGUGGGGCCUUAUCUCCAUAUAUUUAUUCUAGUAGUAUAGAAUGUUUUGUUCAGACUUUCAAAAACGAAGGAUUUUUUGCUCUUUACAAAGGUUUUAUACCAACAUGGCUUAGAAUGGGACCUUGGAAUAUAAUAUUUUUUAUAACUUAUGAGCAAUUAAAGAAGUUCUAACUCCAUCUAAUCAGGUAGAAUAAUGAAUUCUAUAAAAAUAUGAGAAUGCAGAAAGCAUUGAAAACUAUCAAGUAUCUGUUACUUCAAUAGUAUUUGAAGGAUUUAAAGCACGGUACAAGUAGUUUACACACUUUUUAAAUAAUUUUAUUUGUUGUGUCCUAUAUCUUAUACUAGUAAUUUAUAGGGCGUAGUUGUGUAUUAUCAUUCAAAUGUAACAUCUAAUGAAACAUGUUACCUGCAAAUGAUGUGAUUGUGAUUGAAUAGUAUUUAUAGUAUUCAUUCAAAUUAAGCACUGCUUUAAAUGAAAAUUUUGAAGAAUUUAAAGCUUGUUAGACAAUCCAUUGAAAUGGUGACUUGAAAGUAAUUGUUGAGAUUAAACAAAACUAAAUGUUCAAAAUACUCUAUUUAAACUAAAAUUAACUAAAAUGUUUUUCGCUUAAGCCCUUGGCGAGAGAGUCCUUAAGAAACAUUAUAUGUACAUUCAGCAUUUAAAUUGCUAGAGGGCAUUUGAUUGAAAUAUGUACAAAGAGAACGCUAUCCAGGCACUAGCAUAUCAAAGACGUUUUUUAUAAUAAUGUAUUUUUAUUGUCAUAUUACUGUUUAUUUUAAGAUUUUAGUUGUGACCAUUGUUGUUGAUUUACUAAAUACAAAAUUUGAUGUAAGCAA